AUGUCCUCCCGGAACCCAUCGACGUGGGACGAGUACGAACGGGGUGCUUCUCCCCAGCGCUCCGUGAGUAUCGACUCCAACGCCGUCACUGAAGACCAGUCGCUUCUUGGCGACGAUGAGGAGAAUGCCUACGGAGGGAGUCAUCAUGGCCUGCGUCGUCGAAGGUCGUCUGUAACGCGACACCUCGCCGCCAUCACCGAUAUUGGCGGCGUCAACAGUAUUCGCUCCUUCACCCGCAGUUGGGCGCGUGCGGCUGGCUUUGCCGAAGUCAUUCCCCAGAGGCCCUCCUUCGUCUUCGCACCCGACCAGGCACCGAUUGCCUCCUCGUCAGCAGAAGCUCUCGACUAUUCCCGUAGCCUUGUCGAGCCCGAGUCCCACCCGAGAACCUCGCUAUUGAGACAGCAUCUAGAAGCCACCCCCGAAAAUGGAGCUGGCUCUUCGCACGAGAAUGGCUCUUCGGCGUCUGCCGUUGUCGACGAAUCUUCUCAAGCCGAUUUCCGCGACAGGGAGCGCAAAGCUGUCGAUGCUGACAUGUCGGGGGCUUUCCACGGAUCGAGCUUUGGCAGCGGCCGCCGGCCGUCGCAGUCAAUUUUUGCAGUUGCUCCUCAUCUGGCAACACCGCCUCUGUUCGGGAGCUACGGAUCGUACCGGACCUAUGGCACGAUAUCCGACGUUGACGCGCCGUCAAUGGCUCGGGCCGGUGAGCUGUGGCGCCAGCAACAGCAAGAGGGUGGAAAUGUGCCCGAUGGUGAACACCCUCAAAUUUUGGUGAAGGAGGUUGAGCAGGACGGCAAGAUUGUUCUCACUGUGGAGGGCCAGUCUACGCUACCUCAGACCAUUUUCAACUCGAUCAACGUUCUCAUUGGGGUAGGUCUCCUGAGUCUACCCAUGGGUAUCAAGUAUGCUGGUUGGAUUUGCGGCAUGGUCGUUCUGGCGGGCUCCGCUGCCGUGACGGCGUACACUGCGAAACUCCUCGCCAAAUGCAUGGAUCUGGAUGCCAGCUUGAUCACAUUCUCUGAUCUAGCCUACAUCUCGUACGGUCGCAAUGCCCGUAUUGCUACGAGCAUUUUGUUCACCAUGGAGUUGCUAGCUGCAUGCGUGGCCCUCAUUGUGCUGUUCGCCGACUCUCUGGUUCUCUUGUUCCCGGGUUUCUUGAGCGUAAAUAUGUGGAAGAUUAUCUGCUCCGUGGUCAUGAUCCCUCUCAACUUCCUGCCUUUGAGACUGCUAAGCUUCACCAGCGUGAUUGGCAUUCUGUGCUGCUUCAGUAUCGUAUUGAUCCUGGUCGUUGACGGACUCAUCAAGCCAAAUACACCUGGCUCUCUGAUUGAGCCUGCUACGACGUAUCUUUUCCCGGCGAACUGGGGCACCUUACCGCUGAGUUUUGGCCUGCUCAUGAGCCCUUGGGGCGGUCACAGCGUGUUUCCCAACAUUUACAGAGAUAUGCGCCAUCCUCACAAAUAUCCCAGGGCUGUCAAGACGGUCUUCUCGUCUGUGUACCUCCUGGACGCCUUCACGGCCGUAGUUGGUCUCCUGAUGUACGGCGACAGUGUCAUGGACGAAAUCACUGCGAACAUCCUCCAAACCAGCGGGUAUCCUCGUGCCCUAAACUUCUUGCUAUGCAUCUUCAUCGCGAUUAUCCCUCUUACCAAGAUUCCGCUCAACGCGCGACCCAUCAUCUCUACUCUAGAGGUAUUGACGGGCAUCCACCAGCAGGCCGUCUCUGGCAACCAGGCCAUGGUAGGUCGGUCUGCGACAUUCCGUGGGGUGAUGAAGAUUGCCGUUCGAGUUGUCACGAUCUUCGUCUUCCUGGUCAUCUCCAUCGUAUUCCCGGCCUUUGACAGCAUAAUGGCGUUCAUGGGCAGUGCUUUGUGCUUCACGAUCUGUGUGCUCUUGCCUCUGGCUUUCUACGUUAAGCUGUUCGACAAGGAGAUCUCAGCCAGGGAGAGGUUACUGUGUUACGUUCUCAUGGCCAUCUCGACGGUGUUGUCGGUUGUGGGAACCGUAUGGGCCUUCCUUCCCAAGAGCCUCAUAGGCGCGGAGUAG
Colletotrichum siamense is the source of this 2043-nucleotide messenger RNA. It is a transcript of the gene AVT1, whose product is annotated as Vacuolar amino acid transporter 1. Bases 1 to 2043 code for a protein of 680 amino acids. The record is from RefSeq and is a predicted model, not a curated record. Gene Ontology annotation, molecular function: amino acid transmembrane transporter activity. Gene Ontology annotation, cellular component: vacuolar membrane. Gene Ontology annotation, biological process: amino acid transmembrane transport. Lineage: Eukaryota; Fungi; Ascomycota; Sordariomycetes; Glomerellales; Glomerellaceae. The transcript has 7 exons.